AUGUCAAAGGGGGAAGACUCCAACCAGGCAAACCCUGGGACCAUAAAAAGGUACCCAACCUCUACCUUGAUCUGGGAAAACGGGGUCCCCUUCACCUACGCACUUAUGUGCCAAAACCCCUUGGGUGUUCAGGUCCCAAAAAUACGGACACCACCGGGCAAACUGCAACCCAAAGGGCCAAAAUGGGCUGUAGAAAGGGGACCAAAGGGGUGUGCAAAAAGGCACAUAAAAAAGGCCCCAAAAGCCAAAUGUCCUAACGUGCCCAAGAGGAUCACCCCGGAGCCUGGCUUGUUUGUAGGAAAAGGGCGGCCCUCAAACGCAAGAGGUUGUAAGAAGGGGCCCCGACUUUGUUCCUGCCCCCCAGGACCUACGUCGGGGGGAGGAAAAAAAAAGCAAAAAGGUUCCCCGACCCCAAAGGGGAAGGGAAGUCCCCCACCAAAAACCGGAGUCUCGACAAUCGGGAGUUCCCCAAGUAAAGAGUGCAAGGAACCACGGAAAAAAGGUUCCCAACAGCACCACACGGCCCCCCCAGACCAAAGACUGUUUUUCGACGAGGGGGCAUGUCGUCCUGAUCAUGCGCAGACCCUAACCAGGCGAUUCAGUGCCACAGCCGAAUCAGAAAAAGCUGAGCCUCCCCAGGCAAAGCAGCAAUGCACAAAAACACCCCGGCCAGAGAAAAACCCAAACACGAAAAGUCAGAGUAAAAAGGGGCCCCAACCCCCCAGGGAUACCCUGACAGCCGAAGGAGCCCCCUCAAGCAGUGAGGAUCUCAAAUGGAGUUGCGAUCAAGGAGCAUUGACAUCGUCAUCCCCCAGGGGGGACAUUACGGGGGAAGCUUUUCGCUUCCCCGGGGUAUCAGUCUACGCGCUGCCAGUUCCGAGGGGCAAAAGGGGCCCUGAUGACCCGGUCAAAGCAAACAAUCCCUGCUACGCAAUACCCGAUGCCCCGCACUUGGAGAAAAUGUUGAACUCUUCCGUCGAGAUUAACGGGCCGGGGGCCCCCUGA
Molecule: messenger RNA, 1005 nt
Organism: Penaeus monodon (black tiger shrimp)
Lineage: Eukaryota; Metazoa; Arthropoda; Malacostraca; Decapoda; Penaeidae
Product: basic salivary proline-rich protein 1-like
Exons: 3
Coding region: 1-1005 (334 amino acids)
Source: RefSeq, a predicted model, not a curated record